AUGUAUAAUCGCUUUAAUUUAGUUUGCUUUACUCUCACACGCUACAGUACAGUACACAGAGACAAGCGCACGAUGCACCAGACUCGCAGCGAUGCGCCGCAGCAGGGGAAGAAGAGCAAACUGCCGUCGUGGAUGAAGAAGAUCAUCCAGCCAACGGGGGAGGGAAAGAUGUCGUGUACUCGCAGGCGCAGGCGCCGCAACAACACGAACAGCACAAGAAACACAGCACUCCACCGCACAAGAUCAAACGUGUCGUUCGCAGCCGUACUCGGCACACUCGGUCCACUCCGCAUACUCCGUCUCGUCAUCGAUGAGACCCACUGUUCCAUAGAGACCCGUCUCCGACCGCUGGGAACGAAUGACGAUGAUGACGAUGAUCCGCCGCUGAUAGACCAGACACUGCUGCACGCCCGUACCCGCGCCGGCUCCCGCACCACGCAGGAAACCACGACCCACCAGACCGGACCCGCCCAGGCAGACCACGCGUCCAUCUCCCCUCUACUCUCAUACUACUCGACGUCGGCCAAGUCGUCCACUUUCUCAGACACACACUCCGUGCAGUCCACGCGACCAACACUCGUCUCGGCAAGAACACUGGACACAAAUUCCAGCACAGUGGCCAUUCCUCCGGCGUCCAUAGUCGACAGGGCAAGACCAACACACAUCAACGGCGGCGCAUCCGUAAACUCGUCAGCAGUGUCCUUCAACAACGGCACAACAAGCCUCAGACUCCCGGCAAGACGCAACAGCAGCCACACGGUCAACUCGGUGGUCACUCUUAAAUCAUAG
This is a messenger RNA of Huiozyma naganishii CBS 8797, 789 nucleotides long. RefSeq lists its product as uncharacterized. The record is from RefSeq and is a predicted model, not a curated record. The transcript has a single exon. The coding region runs from base 1 to 789 and encodes 262 amino acids. NCBI's taxonomy places the organism in Eukaryota, Fungi, Ascomycota, Saccharomycetes, Saccharomycetales, Saccharomycetaceae.